CCUCCAAUUCUCCUCGACACCCCCCGAUCGCCUUCCCUUUUCCUUGGAGCAACCUGCCAUUUGCUCCCGAGGGAAGCAGGGUCGCUGGGGUCGUCCGUGUUGGGCGAUCAGGAUUUGCUUUAGGUUGCAGGCUAGGUGUUCGAUGCUAUUGGCCUGACCGCCUGAGGUGAGAAUAGGCCUGCUGCUCCGCUCGGUCUUCCGUUUGGAGGUGACUCACGCCCUUCUGAAUCCGAUUCAACAGCUGUAGAAUCGAGGUCUCUUGCUUGGCUGUAGUUGAUUCUUCGUCAUGCUCGUCGAUUGACUUGUUUAUCUGCUUGCUUGUGUGGUGCAAGUGCAACCGUGUCGUUUCACUAUGAUUGCUCCUAGGGUUCCAGAACCAAUUCUAGGCAAUGGUGGUCGUGUUGUGCCCACUGCCUGUUUGGUGGAGGAGUAUUCCAGCUGUGAAUGUAACUAGCUUGGAGCCUGAUAUUUUGUCCAACUGCUGAAUUCAUGCUUCUCAUUUGGAACAUGGGAGGCAGUUUAACAGUCUUAUAAGCCAAAUUUUGUUUCGUCUUAAUCAAAAGCGGAAAAGCCAGAAUACGUUUUGUUAUUGUUUGCUGGAACAAAGUAGAGUAUGAUUCGAUCACUGUUUUCUUUUCCUUAAAAAUGCAGAUAGUUGAAAAAUCGAUUGAGUAACUAUAGCAUCUCGUGUGAAGCACUGAUGAACUGCUAGCCCAGGUUCUUGAAAAAAUUUAUAACUUCUCAUUGGUGCCAGCGAAUCAAUGAUCUGCAUUGAGUGACCUGCUUCUUGCUGUUCCUUCUGAUUUCGUCUUGUGUACAUUAUGUGCUCACCUAGGUGUUUUAACUUUUAAGUGGUCUUCAUAUAUCAACUAGGACACUGGAUUCCAAUCCAAAACAAUUUAAGCGCGAGUGGUUUUGUGCAGGGAACAUAAUGAACUUCUUUUUAGAGAAGUUUUGCAUCUCGAUUUGAUGUAUCCGUGUACAUCCUCUGAAUUUUUUCAUAUUCUUAGCUUAGAAGGCACAUAUGAACAACUGUAUUGGUAGAUAUUUUACUUUUACACUUGAUGUAUUUAUUGCAUGCUGCUGUUUUUUCCCCUUGUUGGUAAUCAUCAUUUCUACAGAGAUAUCUCAAAUCAAGGCCAAAUAUGUAAAGACUUGACUCUUUAGUUGGUGAACCAACUCUCUCAGGCUUAAUUCACAACUUUCUUCCAUUCUACUAGUAGACACUUAGCUCUGAAUUCUGAUUUUUUUUUGAGAUAAUCUGAAUUCUGAUUUGACACUGUGACGUCUGCUCUGGUAUCCAUAGUUGAGAAUAGCUGGCGUGCUUUCUAAUCAUGAGCUUUCUGUUACCUUGAUUCAUUAAGGUAAGCAUCAAUGUAGAUUGGUUUUGAGCUUUAGACGAGAGCAUUUAUAUGUUAAGGUUGGUUGGUUGUUGCACUGGAGAAAUCAUUAUCCAGCUGUACCAUUGUGAUGUACUUAGCUUAUAAAAAGCCACUAGGUACUUCUAUUUGCUCACUCUAGUGCUUUACUCCCCUCUGUGAUCCAAGCUGACAGAAAACAAGAGGGAUAACAUCUGAAACAGCGAGCUUCGAAACAGAGUUGGCAGUAAAUUAAUGCUUCAGCUGUCUGUAAUGCUGACUCACGUUCUCUGGUUUUGUUGUCUUAUAGGGAUUGAUUUGAGACGUAAACCUUUUACCAGGUUGAUAAAUCUGAAUUUUUCCACAUCUUGACAAGAGCAAUAUGCCAAUCCCCUUUUGAAAAGAAUCCUUACAGAUACAUAAUAUAUCAAGAGGAGACAUUCAAUACAAAUUUGAAUUGGUUGCAGAUUUGGGAGCUUGCUGUACAGUGUCGAUAUUCAGUAUGAUCUAAUUGUGUUGGGCUAGACAUAAGUUGUUGUGCUGUCGUUGUUGCAGUAAUUCCUCAAUGGAUUCUCUUUUAAGCAUAGCAUUCUUCCAAGUGUAGGAACAGCUGUCUGUGGUGAUAAUCUUAUAUGUCAAGAUAUUCACCUGAGGUCUCCGACAGAUCGGCGAGACCGCUCGCUUUCAUAGCUGCUGUGACCGGAGAAGUGGAGAGGACAGCAGAAGCUAAAGCAAUGGUUCACCUGAUCUGCUAGACUAGUUACUGCUGCUGCUUCUGUAAACCGCCGUCAAGACUCUGGAGCAUUGGAUGCUUCUUAUGAGAUCAAUUGCGUGAACAGCAGGCACAGCACAGCGAGGGGGGAGGGGAGCUGUGGGACUCGUCAUUACAGCCUUUCCCCCGGACACCAUCCCAGCAGCACAACUCACUCCAGCCGGAAGCACGCCAUGGCGGAGGAGAAGAAGAAGCACAAGCACAAGCACAAGGAGAAGGGCGGCACGGAGCAGGCGGCGCACUUCAAGCCGUGCGCCGACGUGAAGGGCAUCCGGUUCGGGGGCCAGUUCAUCGUCAAGUCGUUCACGGUGCGGCGGGCGUCGCCGCUGGAGCUGCUGCGGCUGCUGGACAUCCCGCCGUCGUACCUGAGUGAGUGCCAGAGCCUGCCGUUCCCGUCCACCACCACCUACAUGCCCACCAGCUUCACCAUCCUGGCGCACCAGGCGUGGCACACCCUGACGCUGGGCCUGGGCACCAAGAAGUCCAAGGUGGUGCUCUUCGUGUUCGAGUCCGAGAGCAUGAAGGCGGCCGUGGACCAGCUGUGGCCGGCCAUGAUCCCGCUCGGGGACGUGAACAAGAAGCUCAUCCGCGGGCUCACCGGCAGCGAGAUGGCGCGGUUCAAGUUCCGCAAGGGCUGCCUCACCAUCUACGUCUACGCCGUGCGCCGGCUGGGCGCGGCCGGGUUCAUGCGCGCCGACGACCUCCGGCGGAUCCUGCAGUCGGUGGUGGACCUCAAGGACUUCCUGGACCACACCGCCAUGCUCGCCAUCCCGAGCCAGAAGAGCAUCACCCUGCAGUCCCGGACCGCGGUGGCUCACUGAGACCGCAGAGCAUCGAUCUCUGAUGGAGCCAUGAGAAAACCUCGAUCAGUUCAGCUCCCAAGAACAGGUACGCCGGACUUGUAAUCUUCAGAGGUCCUAAUUCUUUCUCGGUUGGAUUCGUUUGGUCAGUGUCGGUGCAAAGUGUUCACCUCCUCCUCUGCUGGGAGCAGCAGCUGUAUAGAUCUGUUGAACAAAAAAGUGUUUCAGCAAAUCAAGCAUAGUUUUUUCCAAAGGCGAAUUUUCCUUCCAUGGAUCUUACAUUUCGUUAUACUCUUGUGGCCUUUGUCCCCUGAAAUAAUCCAUCAAUGAAGCCAUCUGUUCUAUGGCA
Messenger RNA from Panicum virgatum (switchgrass), 3279 nucleotides. RefSeq lists its product as uncharacterized. The record is from RefSeq and is a predicted model, not a curated record. The transcript is spliced from 2 exons. NCBI's taxonomy places the organism in Eukaryota, Viridiplantae, Streptophyta, Magnoliopsida, Poales, Poaceae. Bases 2304 to 2951 code for a protein of 215 amino acids.